GUUGCCGCCUCAUUCCUCGUGGCGCAACGGAAUCAGGAUGAGCUCUUCGCCGUUUAAUUCCAAGACAAUCUCGCCGUUUCUUGUUUCUUUCUGCAACUCGCGUUCGUUUGUUGUGUUUGUAUUUCGGGAAGUGGUGGUCGUGUUCAUCCUUCCCGAAAUUAUUUUUUUAUCCUCUCCUUUUUUUUUCUUUUCAUUUUGUUUAAUUUGUGAAGUAUGCAGGAUCAAGAACCCUAAGGUUCGUCAGUAUUUUGAUUCUUUUCGCGUUUAAUUUGGUUAGGAUAAUGAAAAUUUGCAAUCUUGGUGGGGUUUUGUUGGCUUUUCUACGAAACAAGACACCCAAGUUUCGAUUUUGACGAGUUUUCCCUUGAGGUAAGGACAGGAGGGAGCUUUAUGAGCUGAAACUGGUGCUCUGAUUGCGGGAAGAGCAUUGUGUUUCUCUCUGCUGCUUGGGAUUGGAAGUUUUGGCAUCAUCAUGGCGUCCUCCUUCCCGGCGAUUCCGACCGUUGCUCGUAGCGUGCUAGAAGAAAUGCUGGAUGCCCUCAAGCUGAGGGAAGAGAAACCGAAGGACGUCCCACCAGCACUUCCGGCCCGACCCACGAUGAGACGUCGCCUUCCUUCCGCGAAAAAAUCCCUGCCUAUGAAAUUUAGCAUUGGGAGGAACGAGGCAGGAUCUUCGUCGAAAGAUCCUGGUGUGAUGGAAGGGGAUGCGAGGUCGGAGUCGAGGGAAUUCAGUAUUGGCAUCAAGGCAUCCUUGGAAGAUCCGGAAGAUGAGAACGGUGACCACAGCGGCUAUGUAGAGGCGGAGGAGGCUUCAGACAAGGACCACGAUAAGUUGCAUGCUUCCAGAUCAGAAGAGCUCGAGAAGCAGGUUCUUAAGAUGAAGACAGAAAUGAGACAGAAAGAGGAGGAGAAUGUUGAACUGUUGCAACAAGUUCAGCAGAUUGAGGACAAAUGGUCACUGUGUGAGGAAAAGAUGAAGUCCAUGGAGGAAUUAUAUCAGAAACAGAUAGAGUCUUUGAAGGUGAGCCUAGCUGCAGUACAGAAGAGCCUUGCUGCUAAUGACAUGGUUAAACAACCUGGAAAAUUUGAUAUGCCUGCUGAUGCACGACCACCAACUAAGCAUCAUGGCUCUGAAACUGGACUGUCAAAGGAUGUGGAUGGCAGAAAUAAUGCUGUUGGUCAAUUAACGAAGGAGUUUGAGAAGCAGAAACAGAUAUUUGAGGACGAUGCACGUGUUCUUAGUGAGGUGAAAUCUGGGCAGUUGGGGUCUGUUAAAAAAUCGAUCGAAGAGCUUCAGAAGUUGAAGGUUCGUUAUGCAGCUUGGAAGAAGGAAUACAAGGUUCGUUUUCACGAUACAAAGGCAUCACUUCGGAAGCUGGGAAAAUCAGAUGUGAAGCCCAAGAAGGUGGGGAGGAGAGGAGCACAUUGCUUCCAGUUAAGGUGUUACACCGGUUUCAAGUGCUGCAUCUGAUGGAGUGGCAGAUGUUGCCUGUGUCGUGCCAAUUACAAGAGAAGUUGUUCAUUUUAGCGGUCGAGUUGAUCUGAUUGUUGAGCAAAGUGUAUUUUCUUACAAAUGCUAAUGUGAACAGUAGAUGGAUUCUAAGUUUUGUAUUCUUGUUCAAGAUCAAUAUUGAUGUGAAUGAGAUGAGAUAUAUGGCAGCCAUAGAGAUUGAUCGAA
Molecule: messenger RNA, 1678 nt
Organism: Musa acuminata AAA Group (dessert banana)
Lineage: Eukaryota; Viridiplantae; Streptophyta; Magnoliopsida; Zingiberales; Musaceae
Product: myosin-2-like
Exons: 6
Coding region: 473-1471 (332 amino acids)
Source: RefSeq, a predicted model, not a curated record